Molecule: messenger RNA, 7266 nt
Organism: Sceloporus undulatus (fence lizard)
Lineage: Eukaryota; Metazoa; Chordata; Lepidosauria; Squamata; Phrynosomatidae
Gene: NHSL3
Product: KIAA1522 ortholog
Exons: 6
Coding region: 829-4200 (1123 amino acids)
Biological process (GO): cell differentiation
Source: RefSeq, a predicted model, not a curated record
UCACAGAAUUACAUAGCUUUGAGCUGUGGAGGUUAAAGCGGUGUCAGGUUGCAUUAUUUCUGCAGUGCAGAUGCAGCCUUUGUUUGGACAGUGGAGGCCAUGAGAGUUGGACAGUAGUGGCCAUGGGAAUUUCUUCCUAUUUGGACAGUGGUAGCCUUAGGAAUUUAUUCAUUUCUAGACAUUGGUGGCCAUGGGGUUUUCUUACCAGCUGGAUAGUGGCAACCUUGGGAAUUUGUUCACUUCUGGACAUUGGUGGCCAUGGGGUUUUCUUCCCAACGAUAGUUGCAGCCUUGGGAAUUUAUUCACUUCUGGACAUCAGUGGCCAUGGGUUUUUCUUCCCAACUGGACAGUAGUGGCCAUGGGAGUUCCCCUUUCCUUCUUUAUACUCUACCAAUUAACUGUCAUUUCUCUGGACUGUGUUCGGGGAAAAUGUGAUCACUUCUGGUUAACCUUCCCUCCCUGCUUCUGCUCCUGGCCACAUCGUGUUUGCCAAAUGAGGCAAAAAGCCUUUGCUGCUGCGCACAAGAGAUGGAGAGGUUGCAGUUUCAGGUCAGAGUCCAACAGGACCUGAAAGAGCGGGCAUCUGCCCUUUUGGCUGUCCUGGGUGAAGCUGCCCAGAAGAUCCACUUGGAGCAUUGCGGGGUGACCCUGCCAGUCCCAGGUCAGAGAUAAACAGGAAAACAGAAGCAGACCAAGAUCGCCAGCGAUGCCAGCAGCAUCCAGUCUUCCCGCUCGUCCACGGAUGGUGAUGAUGUCUCAAUCCGAAGCCAGACACCAUCAUGCACGACGGAGACUACCUCCGACGAUGCCCUCUCUAUCCGCUCAGAGAUGAUCCAGCGGAAAGGUUCUACCUUCCGGCCGCAUGAUUCGUUUCCCAAAUCUGGAAAGGGCGAGAAGAGGAGGCGGGAGCGGAGGACUACAGUCCUGGGUCUCCCCCAGCAUGUUCAGAAGGAGCUUGGCCUGAGCAAUGGUUAUGAUCCGAAGAAACGUCCAGGCAGCAUCGCAGUUAGACCCAUCCACAGUCCACAGUCCCUGGCAAAUGGUGGCCAGGUGGUUGGCAACGUCGUACUCAUCCCCACCAUCGAUGGCAACCUCCAACCCCCCAUCGCCCCCGAGGGUGGUGCCCGCGUCUCCCUCCAGGCUCUUGAGGCAGAGGCAGCAACAGACUCUGCCCUCCAGCGCCACAUCGACCGCAUCUACUAUGAUGACUCUCUGCUGGGGCGCAAGACAGAGGCCAAACUGUCCCCCUUGGCAAGGCCCAAAUCGCUGGCCGUUCCCUGGAUGACCACCCAGCCUGGCUCCCCAGAGCUCCUCAGCCCGGUCAUGUCCAUCUCCCCUCAGGGCACCUACCUGUCGAAGAUUAUACCCAAUGCUGUCAUGCCACCCAUGGUGGAUGUCAUUGCUCUCUCCCGCAACAGAGUGCGCACCCUCAGCCGCUGCAGCCUCUCAACAGCCAGCCCAGCCCUCUCGCUGCGCUCCAUGGGGCGCUUCCCAUCAGUGCCCCGCAGUCGGGAGCACUCUUCCUCCAGUGACAACUGGAGCCAUUCCCAGUCCACUGAGACCAUCGUCUCCAACACUUCCACCAUCUCCUCGCACGGUGGGCAGAAGGAUGGUGACUCUGGGCCCAACGGCCAAGUCCCCUCGGCGGCCAGGCGCGAACUGGACCAGAUCAGCACAUACAGCUCCGCCAGUGGCAUCAGCUCCAACUGCCCCAAUGCCAGGGCUGGUGCCAUCCCUGCCUCGCCCAGCCUCCUGGGAGUGAGGCACCCAGGGAGUACCAGCGGAGGCGGCAGCAGUGGUCGGGCCUCUCCGGCAUACAGCAGCAGCAGUGUAGCGGAUGGCUCAGACAGUGUGAGCUUGCGGAGCGACCGGUCCUCAACCCGCAGCGUCUCUCUCAGGAAAAUGAAGAAGGCCCCUGCACCCCCUCGGAGGACAUACUCCUUGCACCAGAAAGCCCAGAAGCUGGAGGCUGAAGGGGCGCCCAGAGCCAUGGGUUUGCCCCCGAAGCCAGACCGCCGACCUCACGAAGGCAGCGGGGCCAUGGGGCGACAAGUGAACCCCAGCCUGACCGGUGAGGAUGAGGUCUUCUCGCCGUCCUGUUCAAGUGAGACCAGCAGCCUGGCCUGCUCUCCUGACAUCUCCCACCACAGCCCCAUCACUGUUGACAAGCUACGCGAGGCGGAGGAACUGAGGGCUGCCAAGAACCAGGAACUGCCUUCGAAGAACAGUUCCCCUGACCGCUUUGGCCGCACCAUGUCUCCCUCCAGCGGGUAUUCGAGCCAGAGCGGGACGCCCACCCUGCACGCCAAGAGUCUCCUUGGAACAGCCUCCUCUCCUGGGAAGAAAAGGCCGCAACCAAAGAAGCCAGAACGGGUUUGCUCCCUCCAGUCCCCGACGGGGCUCUCCGUCUCUUCCUCCCUGACGUCCUUGUCCUCCUCUGCUUCGGAUGCGGCCCCCUUGGAUCCUGCAACAGUCCCAUCUUUGGCCAGUCCCCCUGACGGCCCCACUCAAAGCAAAAUGGAACGUUUUGUCAUUCCUCCUCAUCCCAAGGUUCCGGCGCCCACCUGCCCUCCACCCACCAAGGCCCAACAGGCUGAGCCAAAAGCCGACAGGACUGCAACCGCCGCCUCACCCGACAAGCAGCCCAGUAUCAUUGCGAAACCCAGUAAUGGAUCACCACCUCCAUCGCCACCUCCGGCUUAUCAUCCACCUCCACCCCCUGCAAAGAAGUCUGAUGGAAGUCCUGAAGUCCCCACUGCUUCUGUUGCCACUCCGACCCCUUCAGAGAUGGAGGUGGAUGCAUCUCCGGAUACUCAGUGGCCCCCUCCUCCUCCACCUCUGCCAGAGGAACACGAUCUCUCCAUGGCUGACUUUCCUCCCCCAGAUGAAGCCUACUUCAUGCUGCUACCACCAGGGUCCCAGCCGGCACUGGCGGCAGACGAAACGUUCUCCACUGAUGCUACCGAGACGGAUCCCACCAAGGAACCAAUAGCCAACCAAAGAGCUGCGACUACAGGGGAGGUCAAAGUGGCCACCUCUUCCCCUUCCUUCUCCACCACGGUGUCCUCAAAGAGCCAACAGCAUGGAGUCCCAGACGACCAGGCACUGCCAGCUCCCAAAGUGGAGCCUCCUUCACCUCCCAAGCUCCCCAUGGCAAUGCCGGAAUUGCUUGGUGCCCAGCAGACCCACCGGAAGCCUCCGAUGCCAGUGUUGUUGUCAUCAACAGCAGUGCCCUCACCGCCCACCCUCCAAACGAACCUCAAGAAGCCGGCCAACGGCCUCCCCUCUGAUCCCAAGAAGGAGCCGGCCUCCCGGAGCAAGAGUGGCUCUGUGCCAAAGGAAGAUGCGAACCUGCCCAUCGUCACCCCUUCUCUGUUGCAGAUGGUCCGCUUGCGGUCGGUCAACAUGGAUGCCCACAGCCCCACGGCAAUCCCGGUAGCGGGAAAACCCCUGGCAGAGCAGAACGGGCCGAGCUCGGGACUGAAUGGCAAGUCAGGGCCACAGCAUGCCCCCCAGAAACCAAUCCGGAAAUCCCUUUCCUUGAGGGGACACCCGUCGGCAUCUAAAGAAGCAACCUCCUCAAACCCCUUGCACAAUGCGGUACGUUUGAAGGCCUCCACCUUGUCUUCCAGAGAUGCGCCAGGUCUUGGAGUGGCAGAGAGGAAGGCCGGAAAUCGGAUGACAUUGCCAUCUUUCUCUGCAGCUGCAGUGGCUCUCCCUGCAGCUGGGGAGGCGAAGGACGGUCCAGCAUCUCCCAUGUACAAAUCUCCAGCAUCGACGGCCAGUUUCAUCUUUGCAAAGAGCCCGAAGAAGUUAGUGAUCGAGAGCCCAUCCUCUCCGGAAGCCCAAGCCAACCUGAAAAAGAACCUGGUGGCCGAAUUGAUGAACCUCUCUGGCCAGCGGUCCGUGGCAGCCCCGGGGCUUAACCAUCCAGCCUCAGGGAAGACUCAGGCCGAAAAGGCCCAGAAGGUCCCCCCACCCAUUGCCAAGAAGCCUUUACUUGGUCCAGGACACUUGCAGCCCCCCCGGAGCCCAAAGUCAACAGCAGCCGAGGAGCUGAGUUCCCCCCGGACGGCACUUGGGGAGAGGACUAAGAAUGACAUGUCUGGUAACCAGGCUAAUGGCACCGGCCCCUCCGCAGUGCCUGAAACACAGUUACAGAGCCCCCCAGCACAAGACUCACGGCAAGAGACGGCGUGAAGGAAGACCCUGUGGUACGUUUGCCCCAAUAUACAGGAGUUUAAAUCAAAACAAAAAUAUCUCAGGGACCUGAGCAGGUCAGAGGAGGGUCCAGGAUGUGGGGACAAGGAAAGUCAAAAACAAAGCAGCCUUAGCCUCUGAUGGCCUUGAUAUUUAUGCAAAAAUCGUGUUGGUUUCACUUUUCUCUGAAGACGAGAGCUUUAUUUUACAUCUGAAGACAAAAGAUAGCACAAACCCUUUCUCCUGCUGCUGUCUCCUGUUUUUCCUCUUAUUGAGCAGCCUUUCCUAGCUAGGUUUGCUAGUGUUUCAUUUUUCCCCACCAGAAAUUGUUUCAUGCACGAGGAAAAGGCUUUUAAAAAUCAAAAAAGAACGAAGAGGAUAGCAACAACUGACUCUGCCCUCCUGGCAAGGAAAGAAGUGGCAAAGUUGAAACAGCUUUGUGUGUUUUUCAAAGGCAGCCCCACCACUUCUUCAUUUUUCUUUUUCUUUCUUUCUUUGUGGGUUGCGUUGUCGUCCGGUGGGAAUGGGAGACUCACCGGAUCUGGCACUCGCCUGGCAUCAAACAAAACGGAAAGCACUUUCUCAAAAUCAAGGCUGGACGAACCAAGGCUGUUUCAGAGGACUCUGUGGUCUUCCCAGAUCUGGCCAAGGCCCUGAUCCUCUCUGCAUACAUUCUGUGGAACUCUUGCACUUGCAAAAGCUUGCACCGAAAGGGGCCCUGCAGGUUGGAGGACAAUGCUGUGACAUAUAUUUUAUAUAUAUAAAUCUAUAUAUAUAUCCCGUAGGUAGGGCUCCUGUGGGCAAACUGGACUCGGUCAUAAAGAGAUGACUCUGGGGUGGAGGGCAAGUGUGGCGCUUUUUCUUUCUUAUUUUGCAGACACAGUGAGAUUCUGCCAUAGCACAAACCAGGGCAUAGGAGAAGUGGGUAACAGGAUCAGGGUGACAAAAGCAUACAGGUUUACUCCUUGUCUAUUACUUUUUAAAAUGCCCUGCCUCUUUUCAACUACCAUUCCCUUUGUGCCUGGAUUGGACCUUUAGGGGAUGGCUUGUCUCUUUGACAGGGUUCUGGGUUUUAAAACCCCUUCCGUAUAGCAAGAAGAACCCUUUCGAGGGGUGUCUUCUUAAAGGGAGCAAGGAGCUGUAUUGGCAACGUAAAGUACAACAGGGUCUAACCAAUUUGUCAGCAGGUGCCUUAGAAACUGCUACUGUCUCAGCUUGGCAAAGAGGCAGGUGGAGCACCCCAAAACCUACUGAACACCCCAAAACCUGGCUCUUCACUGCCACAGCAAAGUCAUUGCAGACUUGUGCACUUUGCUCCGAGACAUUCCAGGCUUUGAGACCCUGCCCUGAAUAGAGAAGCAGGAAAAUGUGGGCUAGAUUGGGGGGAUUCAGUGCAAUUCUUUGAAACCAAAAUUCUGCAAACAGUGCUUUGGCUCUCCACCCAUCCUGGGAGGGGGGAAAAAAUCAAAACAGACAUCAUUCAAUGUCUGACAUCUGAUGCUACAUUUCCUUUGGGGUCCAUUUGGAAUUUCUCAGCAUUGUUGGGUUUGGUUGGCAGAUGGUGAUUUGGAAGGUGUGUGCAGAAGGUGUUCUGUGGUCAGUUGGAGGGGAAAACCUUGAGGUGCAUCUCUUGAUAGAAGCAAUGCAUUGGGGGCCCAGAUGCCAGUUAAGCCCAAAGUCCUCUUGGAGGCAAAGAGUUCUCUUUUAAAAGUAUUGACGUUUGCAAGGGUGUACCACUUUGCUGGGUGUGUGCACAUGCAAAGUGAAUUCCCUUCGUCCUGAAAUUUCUGCAGAAAAUUAAGAAACUUGGAAGAGCAGGGCCAAACCAAGGCUGAGUUCCAUUAACCAAUGGAAUCUCUGCCGCUCUGCACUUUCUGCUUUCUACAUAGAGCAUCAUAAGGUGGAUGGAUAGCCAUGGUAGCAAAUGUCUCGUAAGUCUCCUUCUUCCCUGGGGUAAGCAACAGCUACAACCACCUCAUGCUCACCUCUGGGGCUGUGCAUUCAUGAGCAAGCUGCCUCUUCAAGGCCAUGCAUCUGUCAUUGCCGAUUGCCUGUCGGAGAAUGUCACUAAACCUCGACACCAGAUUCCUUCAAAACGUCAUCCUUUUGCAAGGUUCUAACUGAGUGGCAUCUGCUUACCACCAAGAAUCCAGGAGGGGACCCUAAAGUCCAAUCCUUGGUGUCUCCAGAAAAUCAUCCCUGUCUGAGAGCUCCUCUUUAGCAUGCAGACCAAAUAACUCAGGGGUCUCCCUUGGCAAAAACUGGCGUCUUAUGUUUGGAAAGCGUUGCUGUGCAGUAGAUGUUGUGAUAGCUCAAUACUGCCCCAGCAGAUGCUGCCAUCCUCUUCCUUUUGGUAGGACAGAUGUGUCAGUGAUGCCCAGUGCCUUCCCCUGGGCAUCAUCAUGCCCUGCACUAACGCCUCCAAAAGGGCAGCUCCAGGAGGCUGAGCUAAGAGCUGCCAACACGGUAGUCUCCUGCAACGUUGCUCUUGUCGAACCGCGUGUGCCUGAGGUUACAAAUCCCAGAAGUGAGUCGCUUGGCAUCAAGUUGGGCCGCAACAGUGAUCAGAUGGCAUCCAGACAAGCAUCUAGUUCCGCAUGCCACUCAAGUGGCGUAAGGAUAGGAGUCUUAACUUCCCCAUUGAGGACAGGGUUCUUACAAUCACCAAAAUAGGUUAUUCCAGAGACCCAACAGCACUUUUGAGGGCAAGAGAAGGAGGGUAGACAGUGCAGGAGAAAGGAGGGAUUGGGAUGCCCUGGUGUGGAAAGGGGACCAAACGCUUCCCACUUAAUCUUCCCUUUCUCCUUUAUGCCUUUGCUUUCCAAUCUCUAGAAACACUAGGCGACAGAUUUAUAUACUCUGAAAAAUCCUGGGGUCAUUUGAUUUGAUUUCCAUGAUUAUUAAAAAAACAAAACAAAAACAAGAAUAAAAAAACGAGGAGGAAAGAGAAGAAAAUCUACCUUUGAGAAAGGGAGGAGUAAAAAAAUGAGGGUGAACUCCAUUUUUUUAAAAAAAAAAGGGUCUUUGUAAAGAUGAAUGAUUAAAGCUUGCUUGCUGAUUCUUUUA